Molecule: messenger RNA, 2229 nt
Organism: Desarmillaria tabescens
Lineage: Eukaryota; Fungi; Basidiomycota; Agaricomycetes; Agaricales; Physalacriaceae
Exons: 19
Coding region: 1-2229 (742 amino acids)
Biological process (GO): secondary metabolic process
Molecular function (GO): CoA-ligase activity
Source: RefSeq, a predicted model, not a curated record
AUGACGAGCACGGCAACCUGGACCCCACGCUGCUCUGUGGAUGAAGCGGACAAAAUAAUCACAAGGUCAGGAAGUCUAUUUGAGAUUGAGAAUCGUGUCGUCGAUGGGAGGGCCUUGAAAGUCUGGAAGAAUCUCUGGCCAUCCGCACGAGAGUUCUUCUUGAAAUGGACCAAGAAGCACGCCGACAAAACUUAUGUGGUAUACGAGAAACAGCGCUUCUCCUUCCAGGAAAUGCUAGAAAUGGCUGUUAAAUGUGCGGCCAUGUUUAGAGAUGUUUACGGUGUUAAAAAGGGUGAUCGAGUCGUUAUCUGCUCUCGAAAUCUUCCAAGUUACUACGUCGUGUUUUGGGCUUGUCACCUUCUCGGUGCUGUAACUGCUCUCGUGAAUGCGUGUCUAUCUAUAGACCGCCUCAGACGCUGCAUCAUGCUCACAAAAUGCAGGCUGGUCAUCUUUGAUCCCGAGCGAGCCGAUGAUAUCGAACCGAUCGCUGCUGACAUUAAGCGCGUGUCGGGCAUUGAGGGAUACCUGGUCCUUGAGGAUCACGAAGGCAAAGGCCGCUGGGAAGGCAUGGACGUUUGGAGCAAAGUAUUCCUCCAGUGCCAUAAGGAUCCAGGAGAAAUACUGCGUGACAAUCCUCACAUUGUUCCAGAGGAUAAUGCAACGAUCAUAUUUACGUCGGGAACUACUGGCCUACCAAAGGGUGUUCUAAGUUCACAGCGCGCAUUCCUGACUCUCGUGUUAACUUCAAUGUCUUUGACUGCAAGGGGUCGUAUUCGGCGAGGCGAACCAUUCCCUCCAUUACCUGUUUCAGGUCCUCAGAAGGGAGCUCUGAUUUCAUCGCCAUUGUUCUACAUCAGCGGAAUCACUCUGAGCCUUCUUGGUACUUGUUUCGGACUCAAACUUAUUUUGAUGCGGAAAUGGAAUGCACACGAAGCUAUAAGAGAAGAGAACAUUGUCUUGACAGGAAGUGCACCAUCACUUCUGAUUGAUCUCCUCGAUAGCCCGUCAUCAGGUCUAACCUUGGAGAACGUUGGCAUCGCAGGUGCCCCAGUCUCACCGACUCUUCUCCAGAGAACAAAGGAGGCUUUCCCCCUUGCAACAAUAAGACAUUUGUACGCUCUCACUGAGACCAAUGCCACAUCGGUAUCAUUCGGUGGGAAUUUCCUUUCAAAGCAUCUUGUUGGGUUACCUGAUGACGUCCUAGAUGGGCCGGAUUUUCUCGCCAAGCCAGAUAGCUGCGGUUUUGUAUCUCCGGUCAACGAGAUUUUAAUAAUGAAAGGCCAUGUCAGAGCUGCUCCGGGGGAGGUGGGAGAGGUGUGGCUCCGUGGUCCCAACGUGAUGAAAGGGUAUUAUGAAGAUCAAGCCGCUACUGACAGGGUAUACAAAAUGCGUAUCCCUAGUAUCUUUUCCAGCGACUCAUUUUCGAUCAAGGUACUCACCAAAGAUGGAUGGCUGAUGACCGGUGAUCUUGGCUACGUCGAUGAAGAAGGGUAUGUCUACAUUAAAGACAGGAUUGAAGACAUGAUAUUCCGUGCCGGGGAGAGCAUUGACCCUAUUUCCGUGGAGAACGCCCUGUACACCGAACCAGCUGUUCUCGAAGCAGCUGCAGUGAGCGUACCCGAUGAUAGGCUGUGCCAGCUAGUGACGGCAUUGGUCACCCUCAAACCUGGGUAUCACGGAAAGAUCAGCGAGAAAAAACUUUUGGAGACUGCGAGGAAACUGUUACCACAGUCCGCCGUCCCGGUAAUGAUUAUUUUGAAGGAUGGGGAGUUUGAUCAUACGCCUUCUGGCAAGAUAAUCAAGGUACAGUUAAGGGCAAUAGCGCAGGAAGAGUGGAUUAUACAACAGGACUGGCGACACCAGGCCUCAACCAAUGCCCUCGAAAUCGUACUUCCUCACCAAACGGUGAUCUUAUCAGAAGAGCGCGCCAGGCGUGGCAAGAAUCUGGGGAUGUCCAAUCCAGCUAGGCGCAUAUCCGAAGAGCCGGCGGGUUCACCCACCACGACACCACCUGGUCGACAUGGCUCAACCUUUCAUGGCAUCGUUGCCAUGCCUCACAUGAGACUGUCGAUCCUGGCCUGUCUUGCCAGGAUACUCACCCCGCCCCUGCAGAACCAACGACAUGCUCAUACGGUACUAAGCAUGGUGAAAGAACGUGUGGUCGCGGGUGUCUACGCUUCGCGUCCCCACGUAGUUUCUGGAUAUUCUACAGCCUUUCGUAAUUUUUGA